GUUGUGAUACAGUUGUUUCAUUCCUCUCCACUCCGCUGUGGGUAUCGCUGUUCCUCUCAUCCUUCAUCUUUUCUCUUACGUGUCCUCCUGGGUUUUACCCCUCUUUGCCACUUGGCAACCCGGAUUCCUUGACUUUUUCCUCUUAAAAACCUAUCCAGAAGAUGGCAGAUACCGAUGUUGAUACCACCACCACUGAGGUCCCAGUCGCCAAGGAUCUGAAAGAAAAGAAGGAAGUUGUGGAGGAGCCCGAGAAGGCUGAGAACGGCAGCGGGGACACCAAAUCUAACGGAACUGAGGAAAACGGUGCUGACCACAGCGAGGAGAACACAGAGGACCCCGAGGAUGAGGAUGAAGGAGAAGGUGAGGGAGAAGAAGAAGAGGAGGAGGGUGAAGGUGAAACAGAGGAGAGCGAAGCCGAUGGCCAUCCUGUAAAACGCCCAGUAGAGGACGAGGAGGAAUCUGAAUCUAAAACCGAAACUAAAAAACAGAAGACAGAAAACGGAGACUCCACAGAAGCGAAAGAAACCGCCUAAUCCCCCCCCACCCCCCUUUUUUUUCUUCCUUCCAGACAUUUUAUAGCUUAAGUGACACGGUUGACUUAAAAUUGUAGAGAACGUGCUUUAUAUCUGUACAUUUUACAGAACAACUUUUUAUAUACUGUAAAACCCACAUGCACUAGAGACCUGUAACAUCACGGCAAGAUAGCUAAGGUUUUUUGUAAAAUGUUAUUUAUUGGUGCUUGUUUGUACUGGUUUGACUGCUACAAUAAUAAUAAUAAAAAAAAAAAAGAUCUUAACGUUUUGGUUUUAAGUGGUAAUAAAGCUUCGCUAACGUCCAUCCCCCCCGAAUCGCAUGUCUUCCGGCCAUGUGUAUUCCCGAGCGAAGCUGCCUUCCUGUAAUAUAAUGGUGUUAGGAUAGUAAGGUUCAUAUGCAAUGAAGGCCAAAGACGUGGCUCUUAUUUAGCCAGGGGGUACCGUAACCUGGGGCAUUCUGUAUAGAUCUUUCGACUCGGAUUUGUUGCUGUUCAGUAUAUAGUUGUGGUGCGGGCAAAAGGUUUGGAAAUCGCGUAAAGGUUCAGUAUGUACAUUUCUCUGUAUCCUUACUGUGCUAUCAAAGUGUGUUUCGCAGAAGUUCUUGAGGCAUGUGAUAGUCUUCAUACCAUUAAUGACUAGGUUAUAAAAUCUAUACCUCAUUAGUUGAUGCUUGAGCACUACUUUGUAUAUUCAGGUUCAGUCCUAUAAAUAAAUCUUUUAUAAAAAGAAA
Spea bombifrons (plains spadefoot toad) is the source of this 1263-nucleotide messenger RNA. Its product is annotated as prothymosin alpha-like. Gene Ontology annotation, cellular component: nucleus. Lineage: Eukaryota; Metazoa; Chordata; Amphibia; Anura; Pelobatidae. The record is from RefSeq and is a predicted model, not a curated record. Bases 162 to 533 code for a protein of 123 amino acids. Gene Ontology annotation, molecular function: histone binding. Gene Ontology annotation, biological process: negative regulation of apoptotic process; positive regulation of transcription by RNA polymerase II. The transcript is spliced from 5 exons.